Messenger RNA from Stylophora pistillata, 3123 nucleotides. RefSeq lists its product as uncharacterized. The record is from RefSeq and is a predicted model, not a curated record. NCBI's taxonomy places the organism in Eukaryota, Metazoa, Cnidaria, Anthozoa, Scleractinia, Pocilloporidae.
AUGCUGGAAUCCUACAAAAAACUACACGAGAAGUUAGAAAUCCCUAACGCACAUGAAUGUCAGGGAAGUGUCCGCGACCGGAUCAAGAGUUACAUGGAGGAUGUUAAGAAUUACCUUCGUAAAACAUCAUCAGUUUGGCUGUUGCUCGUUGAUAAUCUAACAAUCAAUGAUCCAAUGAGAGAAUUCUGGCCUUCUCCGGGACAGGAAAGCCCAUGGGGGGAGGGAACAGUCUUGGUCACGACUCAGGAUAGUGAACUCGUCCCCAGAUCCCACGAGAAUGCCGAGGUUAUACCGCUGGAUUCAGGAAUGGAAGAGGAAGACGCUAUGGAAUUGUUAAGAGUGAUAUCAGGAAUGGAUGUGGAUGAAGAUGCUAAAAAAGUCGCUGGUGUUCUUGGCUAUUUCCCGUUGUCUCUAGCCUGCGCAGCUGUUUAUGUUGGGCAAAUGAGAGAGGAUCGCCCGUUAUCAAAGUUUUCAUGGAAAAACUAUCUGUCGAACCUCCAAAAGUACUACGCGCAUCUUGAUCAUUCUGACUUCACACAUCACAAUCCAUGCUAUCCCCAGUCAAUGCUAGCAGCAGCAGAGUUCGCAGCCCGACGGAUGGCCGAAAACAACGAAAUUCUCCGAGCUGCCUUCGUGUUCCUUUCGUACUGCUCCCUACAACCGGUUCCGUUGGAUACUGUCGCUGAUUAUGUCUUACGCAGAACUAAAGCCAGGGUGCCAGAUGACGUCAAGCUGAAAAUAGCAAGGUGUUCUUUGCUAGUAUAUCCGCAAACAGGAGAAAGGGGAAGAGAAGUGGUCACACUUCAUCAAGUGAUGCGGAUGGCGUUCUCUCAAAUCAGGCGAAAUCCAGACGAAUCGGAAGGAAACGUUGAUAAAUGUGAAGUUACUGGCGAGUUUCUGAAGAAAAAAGAAUUGAAUGGGGUACUUCAAGCUUUAAACGAGGCCUACAAACAAAAGAAGGGUCAGUUAAAAAAGGAAGAUCUCGCCUUAAGGAUUCUGUUGUGUCCACACUUGAAAGAGUUUGUUGAAGGAGUGGAGGUGGUCCAGUGGCUUGAAGAAACUUUACUUGUUCAGGCGUUGGUUCACUUCGCAGAUGGUCUCGUGCACGUUGCUGGAGCAACCGACAAUUACCGCGUGACUUUACUUGAGCGCGCUUAUAAGAUCAACAAACAACUGGGUUGUACUGAUAUCGAUGCAUGCACGUUGCUUUGCGACUUGGGCUACACCUACCGUGAAGCGGGCUUACUCGAUAAAGUGAUUCCGAUCCUUGACGAGGCCAUUAAGCUCUGUGAGACCAAAACGGAUCCCAUAUGGAUGAAAAAGAAAUCAGGAUCGUUAAACAUUCUUGCUUUCACAUUCCGUGAAAGUGGUCAGCUGGAUUUAGCGAAGGAGUACAUGAAGCUAAGUGUUGAAGUGACUAGGAAGGCUUAUGGGGACAUUCACGUUCAGCUGGUUGAGAGAUUGUGCAAUCUAGGAAUCAUUUUGCAUGACAGAUGGGAAAACGAUGAAGCUAUUGAAGUCCUGGAGGAAGCCAGAGAAAUCGUCGAAAAGUGCGACUCGGCAGAGAUGUUCAUUCGUGGCCAGGUGUUGAAUUACACGGCUAAAGUCCACCUGCGCUGGUAUCUCGGAUUGCGUUACACGCAUCCCAACGAGUGCAGCACUAAAAUGCAUUUGACAGAAUCGGUCAGGCUACACGCACAAGCGUUAAACAUCUACCACGAUCUUUAUGGAGAUAAUCACAAGUUUACCACCGGAGUUAUGAUGACAUAUGGAACGGCAAAACUACAUUUAGGAGACAUUGACGAAGCUUACGAAAUGUGCCAGAAGGCCUUUGAUGUAUACAAAAACUCAGGACACAUUGCGUGGCCACGAGCGGGUAAUUACCUUGCAGAUGUCCUUCUCACUCGAGGGGAGUAUCGACGUGCGAAGGAGCUUCUGGAAGAGCUUGUACAGGCUCAUAAAAAUUUGAACCUCGUAAUGAGCCCUGGUGCCUGUCGUUCGAGGGCUCUCUUGGGCGAGGCUUCUGUGCACGUUGGUGACGUGGACGCCGGUAAGACGAUCUUGGAAGAAUGUCUACAAGAGUGGAAAGAGAAAGAAAUUCAUCCAGAACAUUACUUUGUAGUUCGCACGCAAGCGCUUCUGGAAGGACUUAAGUCACGAGAGUCGCGGAAGUGCGAUGGCCGAAGCUUCCAUGAGUCUAUUAACUCUGCGUGAGUUGCUCAAGAAACUAUAUUAAUGAAAGAUUAAGUAAUGAACGCUUCAGAAAUUUAGAAAAGCUGGCAGAAUAGCCGGAAUACUUACUGCUUUGCACACAGAGAGGCGACCACGGGCGCGAAUGAAACGUUUUGUGAAUUUGAAGCCGAUGCAUUGUGUAAUGAAUCCCCGUGCCUCGACGCAAAUCUGUGGCAAGUAUGUUGUGUCGUCCGCCGUCGAUUAUAUGCUAUUGUGUACGACAUAAUUUGAACGAUUGAUCUGGUACUCGAUUCUAAAACGUAUUUGACAUGCUUUCUAAUUUCUCGCUUAAUGUAAUCAUUUCGUCGGUACAAGAAACUUUCAUAACUCUACUAUAUAUUUGACCGAACGAAUGCUUUUGUGCAUGCAUGCUCGUACAGGCUUAGCAGUAGUUGGUGAAGAUAAGUGUUCAUUUACUGUGAAGCAUCCCGGGAAAAGCUAUCAGUCAGCAGUUUCAAGUGAGUUGCUUCGCAUGUAAACAGUUCAGCCGAUUGAAUUGAAAGACACACCGAAGGAGGAUUUUUUUUACUUAUUGGCAGUUUUGCAUUUGCGAAAAUGACCGAACCCUUGUACUUUUCGAUUAGCUCUGAGUCUGUGAAUAAUCAUAAAAGUGUGCCUUGUUUUCUAUGUGUGUGUGUGAGAAAUUUUCCUAUUGCCAAUUAUUGAAAUCUGCAAGCAAGUAUUUUUUGUCCAAGACAAGUCAAAAGAGGAUGCCGUGUUACUUGCCCAGUCUCUUAUAUUAAGUCACUUUUAACAUUCUAGGUGUUCCCAGAGUGGAUACCCAAAACGCUUGUGAAAUGAAAGUUUUUAGUUCAGUACAUGUCUAAAACAACUGAUGUUGUGUUCCAUAAACUGUUAUUUAACGGGCGGGAGGUCUGUAUGGGGAAAAUA